AUGUUGGAGGCCUUUGGUGUUUCAAUUUCUUAUUCGAAAUCCAUUGUGUCUCGGUCUGGUGCCGGGGAGUUUGCUAAGCGGUUCAGGGUGAAGUCCAUGACAAAGGACCUCUCCCCUGUGUCUGUAAAGUUUCUCCUUAACUGGUUUCAUCCUUAUGGUCUGAUGGGCCUGGCAGAUAAGUAUAAUUUGCCUUUUAAAGUUGCCUGUCGCAUAGGUGGAAUUGGUUACAAGGGUUUAUCAACUCUUGGUUGGCGUGCACAACGCUUAUUCCUCAUGUACGAGCGACGUAGACUUCUAUUUGACCUUUGGUUGGGUGGGGGUCAACCCCUAAACCCUUACCAUUAUGGGAUUCUGGUCGAAAGUCUGAGAUCGGAGCCUCUGCAGCAGUUAGUACCUAUUCCAAUUGAGGCUUUUGCCCGAGAGGAAGAAUAUGAGCUCUGCGAGUAUACCAUGGUGCGUGAGUGGCUCACGUUAUUGCGCUGGAAGUGCGAGAAAGUUGCUACAGGUGACGUCAGGUUGGAGGAGUUCUUCGAUGCUCCGGUAGUGGAGACGAAGUGGUAUGCCACGAAUUCGGAGCCAGAAUUGGUCCGGUUCGGGAAACUAUGGAAGCUCUAUGAAAGGGCUUGA
Messenger RNA from Salvia miltiorrhiza (redroot sage), 627 nucleotides. NCBI's taxonomy places the organism in Eukaryota, Viridiplantae, Streptophyta, Magnoliopsida, Lamiales, Lamiaceae. The record is from the annotation of a RefSeq genome assembly.